Messenger RNA from Phodopus roborovskii (desert hamster), 1956 nucleotides. RefSeq names its product mast cell immunoglobulin like receptor 1 (gene Milr1). Lineage: Eukaryota; Metazoa; Chordata; Mammalia; Rodentia; Cricetidae. The record is from RefSeq and is a predicted model, not a curated record. Bases 29 to 751 code for a protein of 240 amino acids. The transcript has 7 exons.
CACCCCACUCUGCAGUAGCACUAUCAGGAUGGGUAACAGUGGCGGUUACCCAUUCAAUGGAACGAGGCACUGGCUGGGCAAACUGUUCCUCGGGGCUGUUUUUCUUUCUACCGCAUUUCAGAACGCUGCAGUGGAUUGUAAGAAGAUGAACACAAAUGAAUUACCUUCUCCAGAUUUGAACUCAAGUGUGAAUUCGGUCAGGAUGGGCCAAAAUGUAUCUCUGUCUUGUUCCAGCAAGAACUCAUCAAUGAAUAUCACCUAUUCGCUAUUUUUGGGUAAGAAACACCUACAAACCAAGAAAACAAGAGCGGAAGCUGUGACUUUUUACCUGAAGAUCUCCAACACCAAUGAAACAGGCCCCUACAAAUGCAAAACCAACGUUUCCAACUUGCAGAAAUAUAGUCCGGAGCUCAACUUCACAAUCAGCGAAGAAGAUAGCUGUCCUUCAUGUCUGCUGUCACAGUUACUCCCAGGGGUGUUACUGGGGCUACUGGCAAUAAUCCUAGUUCUGGUUUUUUUGAUUCAACCAAAAUACAAAAAAGGAAAAGCUCAGAGAGAGGAGUCCAAGGGUUCUGGAGUUGCACCCACGCAAGGCGAGCUGUAUGCAAACAUCUGUGAAACUCAAACAGAGGCCAGACCACCCCAGGAGCUACACUAUGCCACUCCAGUCUUCAAGGAAGUGGCACCCAGGGGACAAGAGAGUUGUGUGGGUAAUAACCCUGAUUACAUCUAUUCUGAACUGGAGAACUGAAGUGUGAAAAACUGAUUGAAUUCAGUGUAAAAGACUCUAGUGUGUGGAGAGACGGCAAAUUCACCAGGCACUUCAAAGUCUCACCCUAGGUUGGAGCAGGAGAAUCCUGAAUUCAAGGCUGGCUGGGACUACAAAGCAAGACCUGGUCUUAAAACACAAAACCCAUUGCCAGGUGGUGGUGGCACACACCUUUAAUCCCAGCACUGGAGAGGCAGAGGCAAGCAGAUCUCUGUGAAUCUGAGACCAGCAUGGUCUACAAGAGCUUGUUCCAGGAAGCAUCCAAAGCCACAGAGAGACCCUGUCUCAAAAAACCAAAAAGAAAGAAAAAAAAAAAAAAACCCAGAAAACUGAAAAUGUUUAACCUGGUCGCCUAAAGUGAAUUCAUAUUUUUGACAUCUGAACACUAUUCCUUUGGCUAAUUUGGGCAUUUCGUCUUGUCUUCAAAGUAGCUGGGCUUGAUAAUACUUAGAAAGUAUUUGGUUUUGUGGGCAUCCAUCUUUUUCAUUUCCCAAUGUCGUUUACAAAGGAAUUAUUGAUGGCAGAUGUCAUUCUAUAAAUAUGUUUCUCUUAUUAGUUAAUGAAUAAAGCACUGUUGGCCAAUAGGAAAGGAAGAUAGGCGGGACUAGGAGAUGAGGAGAACGAAGACAGAAGAAUGCCAGCCUCUUUCUCCAGUAAGAUGAGACCACGUGGAAAUACUUAGAUUAACAGAAAUGGGUUAAUAUUUAAGACAGAGCUAGCUGAUAAGAAACUAGUAACAGUCCAACAGAAUUAUAUCAAAUAUAGCAUCUCUGUGUGUUAUUUGGGGCUGGUGCGGUGGUGGGACCAGACUGACAGGGAAAAACAUACUCAUAACAAAUUAUCUUGGGGCUGAAGAGAUAGCUUUGCAGUUAAGAGUACAUACUGCUCCUUCAAGGGACAGGAGUUUGAUUCCAGUAUCCACAUCCCACAACUCAGGUGACAAUAAGUUUGUUUCCAGUGGAUACACUGUCCUUUUCUGGCAUCCAUAGGCACAGACACGCCCAUGUGCACAGAUAGGCCCAAACACUUCAUUAAAAAUAAAUAAGGCCAAGCCGAGUGGUGGUAGCACACGCCUUUAACCCCAGCACUUGGGAGGCAGAAGCAGGUGGAUCUCCAAGUUUGAGGCCAGCCUGGUCAGUCAGGACAGCCAGGAUCCUUAUGCAGAGAAACCCUGUCUCCAAAAAAAA